Molecule: messenger RNA, 843 nt
Organism: Monoraphidium neglectum
Lineage: Eukaryota; Viridiplantae; Chlorophyta; Chlorophyceae; Sphaeropleales; Selenastraceae
Exons: 3
Coding region: 1-843 (280 amino acids)
Source: RefSeq, a predicted model, not a curated record
AUGGGCAGAAGCGGCGAGCCCGGCAACAGCGGCGGCGGCGGCGGCGCAGAGGACGUCGCAGGCGGCGAGGCAGGCAACGCAGGCAACGAAGGGCCUGGCACCGCCGGCGCAAGCGCGGGCACCACUCACAGUGGCAGCGACGAUCAGCGCAGCCCCAGCACCAGCGGCGCCACGGGCAUUGACACCCCGCGCCCUGGCCCGCCGGUGCGGGCUGAGAGGGGCCGCUCGGAGUCCCCCCACCAGCCCUCCCUGCAUAUCCGCCUCCCGGCCCCCGCCACGCACGAGGACGCCGGCCCCCCGCCCUCUGAGGCCGCCGUCGCGGCGGAGGCGGUCGCGGCCGCGCGCGUCGCCGCCGCGCGCCGCGCGCUGCUGGACGCGCCCGAGAGCCCCAGCUGGGCGGGCGCCGCCGCCGGCAGUCGCCGCGCGGCGGUUGCUGACAAGGACCAAGAGGAGGAGCAGGAAAUGGAGUGGCGAAGGUUUGGCAGGGGCGCGGUGCCUGCAGAGCUGGUCCUCGUGCAGCGGCCCGCGGGCACCGGCGGCUGCAGGAUCACGCUGAAGGCCGCGACCCAGGCGGCCUCGGGGGAGGACGCGGGCGGCGAGGCCGGGCAGCAGCUGCGCCCGUCAGCCGAUGGCGGCGGUGGCAGCGGCGGCGGAGGGGCGGCUGGCACGCAGUCCGCUGGGGCGGGAAUCCAGACAGAGGCGGCCGCGGGCGCCGUGGACUCGGCUGCCACCGCGGGGGCCAACCCUGCGGCGGAGGCGGCCCCGCAAGCUGCAGAAAUAGACGGCACGGCCGCGCUGGGCGGGGCGACGCCGGGCGCCCCUGCCGCAGUGGUCGAGGUGUAG